UAUAUCGGUCUACAGUCGAUACGGAUAUAGCUCAAGCGUUAUAGUGAUCUGGCUGGUCACUAUAGAACCGCCGCUCACGAUGGACGCCGAUUCGAUGAUCCGUCUCAACGGUCGCGUCGCCGAAUAUCUAUCAUCCACCGUUGUCGGUGCGAUCGACGGCCGAGACAAUGCCGGCUGGACGAUAUCCGCGGCCAACGGGACGACGGUAGCCGGUCGCGGACUCGUAGCCGUCCGGGAUUACGCGCCGGGCGAUGUGAUAUUCGCGGACGCGCCCCUACUUACGUCGCCCAGGGUUUUGUUGGCCGACGAAGACAAACGUCCCAUGUGUGCGGUCUGUUACCGGGACGACGAACCGCUCCGGGGGUGUCCAGGCGGAUGCGGAUGGCCCGUGUGUGACGUCGUAUGUGCCCGAUCGGCCACACACACCAGGGAGUGCGAGUACAUGCGCCGUCUCCGGCCCAAAGUGGUGCACCGAGACGACGCUGGCUGGACGGUGGGCCUGUACAACGCGAUCGCCGCCGUCCGGGGUCUAGUAGCGCUCAAGAAAGGCCCGUUUGGGUUCUUCUUAAACGUGUUGCAAAAGAAAUCUACGGACAAGCCGGUUUUAGAGGUGGAAGAACUAAAGAGAAACGUGAAAUCGUGUUUGAACGAAGAAGACCAACUGAUAAUGGAGACCGCUUGUAAAAUAAUGGACGCCAACGCUUUUGAAGCUAUUAUUACCCGCAAGUACAGUCAGGUUAGUCUGAGAGGCCUGUACCCGGUGGCCGCUUUCAUGAACCAUUCUUGUGUACCUAACACCAUGCACAAUUUCAACGGGAAACUCGAAAUGAUCGUCAAGGCUUCGGUGCCGAUUCGCAAAGGCCAAGAAAUCACAUCGUCGUACACUCACUUGAUAUGGUCGACUCCCAUGCGACAACAUCACUUGCUGAUCUCUAAACAGUUUAUCUGCACUUGCCGUAGAUGCCGUGAUCCUCAGGAAUUCGGUACCGAACUGUCAGCGUUAAACUGUACGGUGAUAAAUUGUCAGGGACGCAUCUUGCCGGUCAAUCCGUUGGACAAAACAGCUGUAUGGCUGUGUAAGGUGUGCGCCAAGCUUAUAUCACACACCGAAGUCGCCGUUUUACACAAGUCCGUGGGUUCGUUGAUGAAAAAAAUGCAAUCUUUCCAUCCCAAAAUCGUCGAAGCCUUUCUGGAAAAGUACAAAAUUAACACAAACAAUCCGUUUGUGGUCGAUUUCAGAAUCAAGUUCAUAUGGACAUCCGUCAACUCAGGUCUGACACUCGAACAAUUACAGUACAAGGAAAAAUUGUGUACCGAAAUAUUGAAUCUCAUUCAGACGCUCGGGCUAGGAAAAUGCCGUCUUUUUGGAUUAAUUAACAAAGAGCUGCAGUUGGUGUUGAAAGAAAGUUACCAUCGAUUCGAUUGGGAUAAAACGACCAAACGGGUAAUGCAAGACCAGAUUGAAAAUUUGGAAGUAGUAUUCACAACAGUUUUGGACCAAAACACUAGUUCCACGGGCCAUGAGGAGUAGCCGCUCAUUGUAAUUAAUAUUAAUAAUCAUAAUCAAAUAAUUAUUUUAAAUAAUAAUUUAAAUAACUAUAAUUUGAUCAGCUGUGAAACGUAUAUGAAGUAUUCUGCGUUAGAAUAAGUGAAAAAAAAAAUAAACUCUUUGUCUCCCUUUCAAAUGGAAUAUGCUUACUUACAAUACUUACUUACCUGAAUACGAAUUCGGAACUCUAUAGUUUUGUUGAAGACGUUGAAUAUUGUCAAGUAAAAUAAUUGUUAUGGAAAAAAACA
Adelges cooleyi (spruce gall adelgid) is the source of this 1797-nucleotide messenger RNA. Its product is annotated as SET domain-containing protein SmydA-8-like. The record is from RefSeq and is a predicted model, not a curated record. Lineage: Eukaryota; Metazoa; Arthropoda; Insecta; Hemiptera; Adelgidae. The transcript is spliced from 6 exons. The coding region runs from base 80 to 1531 and encodes 483 amino acids. Gene Ontology annotation, molecular function: protein binding.